AUGCAUCAAGAUGAUGAAGUCAAUCUAUUGUUCGGCCAUGCAUGCACAGAACUUGACCCUUUCAAAGAUAAGAUAGUAAAAGUGGAAAGGGGUGGUUCAUUGAGAUCACCAGCAGGCGAAGAAGACAUAAAUGGCGAUAGCUUAUUAGGCUUUGCAAAAACUUUUAAAGCUGAGAUAAUUGAGCUCAGCUACAUUGAAUGCCACGCGGUUUUGAGAGGUACACCACAUAGAGGCAUUGCCCCCGCUAUGAGGUGA
This is a messenger RNA of Sphenostylis stenocarpa, 255 nucleotides long. The record is from the annotation of a GenBank genome assembly. NCBI's taxonomy places the organism in Eukaryota, Viridiplantae, Streptophyta, Magnoliopsida, Fabales, Fabaceae.